Messenger RNA from Didymella exigua CBS 183.55, 679 nucleotides. RefSeq lists its product as uncharacterized. Bases 170 to 427 code for a protein of 85 amino acids. The record is from RefSeq and is a predicted model, not a curated record. The transcript has a single exon. Lineage: Eukaryota; Fungi; Ascomycota; Dothideomycetes; Pleosporales; Didymellaceae.
UUCGACCACGGCACGACCUCGUACCAAUCUCCCUGACCCGUCACUCACCGUAUACGCUCCUCUCAUCGUUCACCAUACCCCUCUCACCACACCUCUCUCACCAUACCGCACCGGUAAGCACCCGACAGCCAGCAUUCGAAAGUACUGGCUGGCCUAGACGGGAUUCGCUAUGCUACUCGCCCAGCUGAAGGAGCGGCAACGUUGUUUAACGUGUCUCGUCUGGCGCACGACAGGCCGUCAACCGUCACUACCGUUUCCAUCCAAACUUUCAGUCGCCGACCACUCUCUAGGGCGCUCUAGUACUACCCACUCUCCAUCGAGAGCCACCCAUCUGUCUUUGGCGUCGCUAGUGCAUAUCGCAGCCUAUUCGGGCCGCGCUAGCUACCUACGGAUACCACGAUCUCGACUAGAUGCAUCUAGGUAUUAGAGUUUAGGUUUAGUCUGCGUUCGGUAAGGCAUGCAACCGUUGGCACUUUGGGCGGUAAAGGGUGGUGAUCUGUGGUGGCUUCGCGGGCUUUGGUGAUGGGCGUUGUGCUGCAUCAUUUAGCGCUUCGUUGACAGUGGUUCUGGUACCGCGCCGUUGCUGUAAGCGAAACUGAAACCAUCAUAACUCAAAUCCGGGCUCGGUACCGCACAAACUAUCUCUGAUGAACACUAGGUAGUCUGCAACCACCAAUAC